Molecule: messenger RNA, 888 nt
Organism: Sabethes cyaneus
Lineage: Eukaryota; Metazoa; Arthropoda; Insecta; Diptera; Culicidae
Gene: mRpL16
Product: 39S ribosomal protein L16, mitochondrial
Exons: 3
Coding region: 122-850 (242 amino acids)
Biological process (GO): mitochondrial translation
Cellular component (GO): mitochondrial large ribosomal subunit; ribosome
Molecular function (GO): structural constituent of ribosome; rRNA binding
Source: RefSeq, a predicted model, not a curated record
UUUUGUUGGUUGGUCCAAAAGCCCAUCAGUAAUCUUAAAUAACUUUUAAGAUUUUUAAAUCGGUACGGUUUUUGAUCUGGUUGGAUAUACCGAAUAAAAGGUAUCUUUGCAAGUGAGGAAUAUGCUACUCAGAAAUAGGUUGUUGAAUUAUUUAUUGUCAAGCUUACCUUGUCGGCAAUAUAACCAACAAAUAGCUACUCUCAAGCAUUUUGCACCUCCAGUUGAUUAUAAAAAUGUUGUAAUACCGGAUAGGCCGAAGCUUCGUUUUAUGGACAAGGUACCAACACUGCCAUCAAAUCUAAAAGCCCCUAAAUUGCAGAAAAAAUUGAAGUUAAUGCGAGGGCCCGAAUUAGUUCACAAUUCGUUGUUGCAUAAGCAAUAUGGGAUUGUGGCCACCGGAGGUGGUCGGUUACGAUGGGGCCAUUUUGAAAUGAUGCGUCUAGGCAUUGGUCGUAAAAUGGACACUAAUAGAAUGUUUGCCCUUUGGCGAGUAGAAGCACCGUGGCAACCUAUCACAAAAAAGGGCCAAGGUCAGCGAAUGGGCGGCGGCAAAGGGGCUAUAGAUCAUUAUGUGACGCCAGUUAGAAGCGGGCGUGUGAUUGUGGAAAUGGCCGGAAAGUGUGAAUUCGCUGAGGUUAAGCCAAUUCUAGAAAUAGUUUGCCAUAAAUUACCCUUCAAAGCAAUGGUCGUGUCGCACGAUAUGUUGGAAGAAAUGAAAGCCAAUGAAGAGCGAUUGCAAAAGGAAAAUUUAAAUCCAUAUACGUUCAAAUACAUCAUACAGAAUAAUUUGGGAGGGUGUCACAAAUGGCUCUCUCCGGUAGACCACAAAUGGUUCGGAAAAUACUUGUAGAUGCAAUAAAAGAUUUAAACAAUAGAACUAUUUGUAGU